AUGGUGUGGAAGGAUCUCGACGCGACCCCGAGGGUUCUUAGGGUCCGUAAUCCCGAUCUCAGUGAGGCCGAAGCAAGCGUUUCUUCUCGAAAUACCUCAGCAAAGACCCGGAGUUUUUCAAUUCGAUCAAUUUCGGGUUCAUGGUCUUCGAUUUGGGGCAGAGAAAGCACAUCUCGCUCGCACACCGAUUUCAGCCAAGGCUCAGCUUCAUACGGUUGCGUCCCCUUUCCAUCUCUUCUCUCAAAUCAUCACACAGCCAUCCAACAUCCCCACAAGAGGUUUCCCAUUGACGGAGAAAGCAAGCCUCUUACUUCGCGCAGCGACGCGUCCUCAAUUUCUCGCCUUCCCUCAACUCAUCACACAAUUCACAAUCACAAGACGGCUUGCCGCCCAAUUUCUUCAAUCCACAGACCUGACAAGCGUCUUGCAAAGCCUCUAGCCUUGCUGGAGCAGUCUGAACCAUCUCUACGCAUUCGCAAGACCUCACUUUCAAAACCCAACCCAAAAGGCAUCUUCCGCCGCGUUUUCUCUCGAGUUAUGGCUUCCAACACCAAUCUUCCUGCCGAUCUUCCUCACGAUGAUGAACUCCCCAUCACUGAACCCUUGCCGAGUCAGCCCUUGAUGCGUCCGGUGAUGGCAAACUACCCCUCUAUCAAUGGGAUGCUGGGCUCUCACCGCCUCGAGACCGGAGAAUCGAGCACAUACGCGGCUUGUCGCCCGCCCUUGAACAAUGCUACGACCGAGAUUUUGUCAGGAAGGACGAGUCCUAACACGGUGAUGAGUAACAGGACGCAAGCGACUUCUUACUCCGGCAUGUUUCGAAACCCUGGUCCACAGUUCUACGAACUUCUGAAUCCAAAUCCUUUGCUCGUACCACCACCCUCUAUCUAUUCUGGACCUCCAUCGAUCUCGGCUUCCAAGGCGUCGUUGAUUCGCCAGGAGCUUACCAAAUUCAAUGGCGCACGCCUACCCAGCAUUGGCGCUCUCAACGUAGAGACCUACUCUUUCGCAGUCCUUGAGAAUGCUUCGAGAUACAGAGCCACGGCAUAUGCCAUCUUCGAUAUCGCGGCUUACGAGCAGAACGCUUUUCAUUAUCACAGCAGUGUCAAUCCCCACAUCCCCGGUCCACCAUACAGCGUUGUCCAGAACUAUCCAGGCUUUCUUCGCGACCUCAGCAUCGACAUAUCUGUCAUUGGUCCUGCCGUGAAAGUUACUCACAUUGGCCUACCUAGCCUUUCCUACUUGAACAAUCUUGAUCGCUGGGUCGUGGUCGUGUAUCUGAAAAUCAAUGAUACGAGCCUCUCUUCCCGGCUGUCGACAUCUAUGCGGUCAAAGGAACAGUCUGUGAGCAGAAGCGAAAGAUCUCCCGCAAUGGCUCUUGUUGAUCACUUUCUUGAUGUCCUUAAAACGGACAAAGAAGAUGAACCUGUGGUGGUUUCGGCUGUGAUCAAGUAUCGACAUGCUUUCCUCCCAACAGACACCAAGCUGGAGACUCGCGCCGCCAUGGCAAUCGACGUCCGAGCCGAAGUUGAGACCGGCGCCAUGAAACAGGCCGUUUGUGCGGAUUAUAACGAGGUUGCAACUGCUAUCCUUUCCGUGCUUGAUCCUGGCCUCGACGACCUUGUGCUGUCCACAGUACGCCCAUCGAGCCAUCAGCAGUACCCUGUCAUCGCUGCCGCCGAUGGUCUGAGGCUCUUGCAGGACUUCCAUGGUCUUUUCGGCUUUGGCAACGCCGGAUACGUGAACCUGGACCUCGGCGCGUUGGAGGGAUACUACCUCGACGCUGUAAAAGACGAGCCUAGCGCUCGCAAGUCGGCCUCUCUCGUCCGCUCUCUGCGCCUCGGCGCCAGAACCGUGGUCAAGAAGCUGUCGCCAAAGAAGAACUAG
This is a messenger RNA of Exophiala xenobiotica, 1887 nucleotides long. RefSeq lists its product as uncharacterized. The record is from RefSeq and is a predicted model, not a curated record. Bases 1 to 1887 code for a protein of 628 amino acids. NCBI's taxonomy places the organism in Eukaryota, Fungi, Ascomycota, Eurotiomycetes, Chaetothyriales, Herpotrichiellaceae. The transcript has 3 exons.